Molecule: messenger RNA, 1452 nt
Organism: Momordica charantia (bitter melon)
Lineage: Eukaryota; Viridiplantae; Streptophyta; Magnoliopsida; Cucurbitales; Cucurbitaceae
Product: RNA polymerase II transcription elongation factor
Biological process (GO): transcription elongation by RNA polymerase II
Cellular component (GO): super elongation complex
Molecular function (GO): transcription elongation factor activity
Source: RefSeq, a predicted model, not a curated record
CUUCAUUUUCCAACUUACACAAAAAAGCUCAAUAUUUUCUUAUGCUCCGUCUCAUUCUCUCUCUAAAAAUUAGCCCCCACCACAACCCUCUUUCUUACCUCUUCACGAGCUCCGGCGACACAAGAAGCGGCAGCUCGUCCACGAAAUCCGGCGUCACCGUCUCCGUUGGGCGGCGGCGGAAUCCGACGGCGCAAUCACGAGCGGCGGCGGUGCCCCGACGUUCGACGGCGGCAGAUCCCAGCGGUGGGGCGGUGACCGUGCAGACCCGAUAACCCCCUUCCAGCGAUUCUUCUCCCGGAGUGACAUAUCCGGCGAUCCUCCGACGAACCAGAUCUUGUAUAAUUUCAGACUCACGACAACUGGAUUAGCGAUUACCAUCACUCCGGUGAUUAAGCAACGUAGGUGAGUAAGGUAUUGCCACACGCUUCUGGAUCCCAGAGUGUACUUUGCUUUGGUUAUCCCUCUAAGCUCUCUCCAAUAAUGGCGAACGACAAUAAAGAAGAGCCGAAGACCGCGCCCCAAUCCGAACGGUGGUAUAAUCUAUCACUCGGUCCAUCCUUCAAGGACGAAUCCUCCAACAAAUUCUGCACUCUCCGAUAUGAAUUUAAACCGGCGUCAAUCGAUAAAACGAAGCCGGGAUCGUUGAAGAAGACCAAGGAUAAUAGGGUUACUGUUGAAUUUCAGAACAAUCAAUUGGGGAGACCCAAUGUGGCGUUUGUUGGUAGUAGUGAGGAUUGUAAGGAAAAUGAUGCCGUUUUGUUUUUUGACGGCGAGACAUUCCGGUUGGAGCGGCUACAUCGUGCAGUCACGCAUCUACGGCACGUUCGACAGGCGGAUGAAUCCGCUACCACGUCCAUCACCACUUCUGUCCCCCAUUCUUUGACGGUUCCGGAGCCUAGGUUAUCUCCUCCGGUGGCUAAAGUUACCAAACCAAUGCAUAUGGGUCGAAGCAGUUUUCCUGUGGUGCCGGUGGAGGUGGAAAGAAUAGAUAUUGGAGAGCCAGGAAAUACAGGUGCAAGCUCUGUCGCUGCUAGUAAAGAGGUUGCUGAUUACACAUCAGAUCCACCAAAUGUGUCUGCUCCCUCACCCUCUCCAGGCAUGGAUAAUGACGAUGAGCAUCAAGAUAUAGAUAUCGAUGAAAUUUUUGGGUCUGUAUCAUCUGACGAUGGAAACAAUGUUGAAGAAGAAAAAAUUGACGUUGGAUUUGAUAUAAAUGUACCACAUCAUAAUGAUACCGAUGAUGAGAUUGCUGAUGUGGAUGAUAGUGGCGACGAAGCUCAGAAGGGACCUAAUGCUGCAGAAGCCCUUAGAGCUCAGGUUAAUGCAGAGGGUAGGGACAAGCAGACGUCGAGUUCGAGUAGCAGCGAAUCAGGCAGUGGUAGUAGCAGUGGAAGUAGCAGCGGCAGUAGCGACAGUGAACACAGCGAUGAGGACUCAGUUACCUCAAUUUGA